Messenger RNA from Bufo gargarizans (Asiatic toad), 2515 nucleotides. It is a transcript of the gene PLEKHF2, whose product is annotated as pleckstrin homology and FYVE domain containing 2. Bases 148 to 891 code for a protein of 247 amino acids. The transcript has 2 exons. Gene Ontology annotation, molecular function: metal ion binding; phosphatidylinositol binding. The record is from RefSeq and is a predicted model, not a curated record. NCBI's taxonomy places the organism in Eukaryota, Metazoa, Chordata, Amphibia, Anura, Bufonidae.
CCGGGAGUCCCUCGUCCGCCGUCUAUUUAUCAGGGUCUCCGCUUCCGUCCCCUUGCUCGGUGCAGGAGAGGCAGCCCGCACGUAGGCGGUAUAACCGGAGGACGGCGGGGCAUUCCGGUUACGUCAGUCCCUGAUCUGCUGAAGAAGAUGGUGGAUCGUCUAGCAAACAGUGAAGCUAAUGCGAGGCGUAUAAAUGUAGUAGAAAGCUGCUUUGGAACAGCCGGUCAACCCCUGGCAAUCGAGGGCAGGGUUCUUAUCGGAGAAGGAGUCUUAACCAAGCUCUGCAGAAAGAAACCAAAAGCGAGGCAGUUUUUCCUGUUCAAUGACAUUCUGGUGUAUGGAAAUAUUGUCAUUCAGAAAAAGAAGUACAACAAGCAGCACAUCAUCCCCCUGGAAAACGUUACCAUCGAUUCCAUCCCGGACGAGGGGGAUCUGCGCAACGGAUGGCUUAUCAAAACCCCCACCAAAUCGUUUGCAGUGUACGCAGCCACAGCUACAGAGAAAUCCGAAUGGAUGAACCACAUCAAUAAGUGCGUGUAUGAUUUAAUAUCCAAAAGUGGGAAGACCCCAAGCAAUGAACAUGCUGCCGUCUGGAUCCCCGAUUCUGAGGCUACCACGUGCAUGCGCUGUAAGAAAGUAAAGUUUACGCCCGUCAACCGGAGGCACCACUGCCGGAAAUGCGGGUUUGUUGUUUGUGGACCCUGUUCAGAGAAGAAAUUCCUUUUGCCCAACCAGUCGUCUAAGGCUGUGCGGGUGUGUGAUUUCUGCUAUGACCAUCUGUCUAACGGAGACUUGCUUCCCUGUCAGUCUGGCCGAUCAGACUCCCUCUCCAGUUCUCCCCAAAUGGCAAACCACAUGUCCGAUGACGACGACGAAGACAGCAGUGACUGAAGGAGCUAAGACUCCUCUCGGGAGGACUGGUGAGAGGAAGGAAAAUGAAAUCUAGCUGCUUGUGCUGGGGAAUCCUAUAACCAACCUGGCUUUCAGUGGAGGACUGUGUGCACCCCCAGAUUGGUGAUACUUCUUUGCCUGAGAAUAUUUACCUACAUGUGCCUUGAUAUAACAAUACAAUCAUUUUGGUUCUUUCAGGGAAACCUUUUAUACGCUUUUUUUUUUUUUUUUCUUUUCUGCUCGUUCUUCUGCACCAGCUCCAAUAAUGCGCAGAUAGAAUUAUUUUUUUCUAGAGCUUUUUUUUUUUUUUUUUUUUUCCUUAAAUUCCUAUUUGUUAUCUUUUUACAGAAAGCUAAGGGCGGGGUGGGUUGUUACAAGAAUUUCUGCAAUGUGCCUUUCAGCGCUGAAAUUGGAAAAUUGGCUCCAUUGGUCAUAUAUAUAUCGAAUUUUAUUACUCACCUUGUGUUAAAUGGGAAUUACACCUUGAGAAUCAAGAACCUUCAGAUCCCUUGCAGUGCUAUGUUUCCUAUGGUGUCGGUUAUCGCCUCAGUCCCUGAGAGCAGGUCUCGGGAAUCGUGGCUGAGGAUGCAGCAGUUCGUACAUGGGGAGCUGCAAACUCUAGGUUGGAUAUCGUAUGGCUGGGUUUCAGUCGCGCAUACUCAGACUUUUUUUAUACAGUUUUCUGAGAUAAUCUAAAAAAAUCAUGCAGUGCUGUUCUUCCAGGUAAAACUACAGGUACCGUGAUGACUGACCCCUGUGUAAUUCAGAGAGGAGGGGGGUCAUUGGUGCUGGUGGUAUCAGUCGUACCGCAGAGCUGGUCAACCACAACCGAAUUGUCAGCAGAUCCUUCCUAGGGCCCUGUAGGAUUUGUUCACACAGAGUGAAUUUCACAAGCAAAUUAUGCAGCAAACUACAGUGUUGUACAAGGGAACUCUGUUCACACGUUACCAGAAAAACAGAGGAAGAUUUUAGGACUUCCACAGAAAGUCUAUUGUGGCUGAUUCUAUAGGAAGUAAUAUAGGAAUAAAUGUGCCCAGUGUGAACAAAUGUGUUGUGUGAAUAGGAUUCCCCUACUUUUUUUGUACCAAAAAAGGUGGUACAUGUUGGGGGGGUGUUUCCUCCUUAUUGCUGUGUGCAUGAUUCCUCCCCUAAGGGGCCAUUCACAUGGUAUAUUUUGCCAGCCAUAAGCAACCAGGUGGCAGCACAGAAACCGUUUCCCAUUGUUUUUAGUGCGAGGCUAUAUUGCUGCUCAUGCGGCCACGUUCUUUGCUGCAACCAUGCCACGAAAGUUCACAUCCAUUCUUGUGGCCGUCAACCACUGCCUCCUGGUGAAAAGAUUGGGAGCUGGUUUCUGUGCUGCUGGUUUCUGACUACGUUUGGAUUUGUGCACCAAAUAAUUCCUCCCCUAAAAAUGCCGUGUGAACAGUGUUUGGGUGGUUUCAGGGUUUUUUUCUACAAAAAAAAUGGCACAGGUGUGGUGUCAGUUUUUGAUGCUGUUUUUUUCAGACAAGAGUUGAAGGUCUGAAUGUUUCCAGGAACACUAUCUUUCUAAGGGUCCAUUCACGUGUCCUCAGUGUUUUGCGGAUCCGCAAAACACCAUGCCGGCACCCCAAUAGAAGUGCCU